Oncorhynchus nerka (sockeye salmon) is the source of this 3656-nucleotide messenger RNA. Its product is annotated as clathrin coat assembly protein AP180-like. The record is from RefSeq and is a predicted model, not a curated record. Gene Ontology annotation, biological process: synaptic vesicle budding from presynaptic endocytic zone membrane; clathrin-dependent endocytosis; clathrin coat assembly. The transcript is spliced from 30 exons. Gene Ontology annotation, cellular component: clathrin-coated vesicle; extrinsic component of presynaptic endocytic zone membrane; clathrin-coated pit. Gene Ontology annotation, molecular function: phosphatidylinositol-4,5-bisphosphate binding; 1-phosphatidylinositol binding; SNARE binding. Lineage: Eukaryota; Metazoa; Chordata; Actinopteri; Salmoniformes; Salmonidae. Bases 342 to 3182 code for a protein of 946 amino acids.
CGCCACCAUCCACCUCCUCAGUUUCAAGCAUCGUCGGUGGUGAACGGUGGAUCACUGGGUGGAAGAACGACACUGUUAUUUAAUGGCCCAUAAAUUGAGGGACGAAAUAGUUUGCUGAAAAACUGGGGUCCUUAGCGAGGAAUUAUAGUCCUUCGCUGGAAGAGAGAAGGACGCGUUGUUGGUCGAGCAUCAUCCACAGCGAACCAUCAUUUUAUAAGGAGGAGACCAUCCAAACCGUUACAUGGAUUUUUAAGGGCAGUCUGGAAUACCACGACUGGUUGUGCUUUGGGGGGGACCAUUUUUGACGUUUGAUUCGUGAGGUUUGACGCCACGGAGAGAAGAUGUCGGGGCAGACGCUGACGGACCGCAUUGCCGCGGCGCAAUACAGCUUAACGGGAUCGGAGGUUGCUCGAGCUGUUUGCAAAGCCACCACUCAUGAGCAGACAGCACCCAAGAAAAAACACCUGGAAUACCUGAUUGAGGCCACCAAGGAGUCUAAUGUGAACAUCCCACAGAUGGCGGACACGUUGUUUGAGAGGGCCACCAAUGCCAGCUGGGUGGUGGUGUUCAAGGCCCUGAUCACUACGCAUCACAUGAUGGUCGCUGGCAAUGAGAGGUUCCUCCAGUUCCUUGCCUCCAGGAACACCCUCUUCAACCUGAGUAACUUUCUGGACAAAACUGGCUCCCAUGGCUACGACAUGUCCACGUUUAUCAGACGCUACAGCCGGUACCUCAACGAGAAGGCGUUCGCCUACAGACAGAUGUCCUUCGACUUUGGCAGAGUGAAGAAGGGAGCUGAGGGGGUGAUGAGGACGAUGCCCGUAGAGAAGCUGUUGAAAGGAAUGCCUACUCUGCAGAGCCAGAUAGACGCCCUGCUGGAGUUUGAUGUCCAUCCCAAUGAACUGACCAAUGGGGUGAUCAACGCGUGCUUCCUCCUGAUGUUCAAAGACCUGAUCAAGUUAUAUGCCUGCUACAAUGACGGGAUCAUAAAUGUAUUAGAGAAAUUUUUCCAGAUGAAGAGAGGACAGUGCAAAGACGGGCUGGAGAUCUACAAGAGAUUCUUGACACGGAUGACCAGGGUUUCUGAGGUCUUCAAAAUUGCUGAGACCAUAGGAAUUGACAAAAAUGAUAUCCCGGAGCUCACUCAGGCCCCUGAGAGUCUCCUGCAGUCCCUGGAGACUCACCUAAACACUCUGGAGGGGAAGAAGCCAGAGGAUGUUCACAGAGACGAUGUGUCACCAACCAAGGAGUGUGAAGCAAAUGGCUCCCCGGCCGCAGCCGCCACGCCUACAAAAGCUCAAGCGGCCCCUGCAGCUGCUGCUACUCCAGUUGCUCCUGCCCGCCCUGGACCACCUGCCAGACCCACGGCGGCACCCACCUUCAAGGGCUCCAACAAUGCUCUGCUAGACUUGGAUCCACUGUCAGCCUCCCCAUCAACAGGUGGAGCAGCAGCCUCUAUCUCGUCAUGGGGAGAUCUGCUUGGUGGCGGUUUAGAUACCCCCCCUGAUCCCACUAGCACCUCUGAGCCAGCCGCUGUUGCUGCUGCUGAUGCUGCAGUCGGUCCAGCUUCCACGCCCACUGUGGCCCAUACGGAUGGCCCCACCGCGCCCUCUGUGGCCCCCGUGGUGGUGCUGCCCGUGCCCGCCACUACCGCCUCAGACAUGGAUCUGUUCGGAGACGCGUUUGCACCCUCCCCAGGUGACGGUCCGCCCAGCAGGGCGCCUGCUGCUGAUGCAUGUGCCGGAUCUGACCCCUUCGCUCCAUCGGAGGGGAGUGCGAACUUGGCUCCAGAGAUGGACCUCUUUGCUAUGAAGUUCGAUAACACGCUGGCUGCCCCAGAAGCAGCCAGCCCCACCUCUAGCGCAGUGCCGAUCAUUGUCGCCCCCAUCGAGCCCCCUGCUGCCGCCCCCGCUCCCUCCACUACCACCACUGAGUCUGCAGCCGCCCCCGCCCCUGCCGUCCCCACUCUCGACCUCUUUGGUGAUUCUAUGUUUGAUUCUAUUCCUGAGAAAAGCCCUACCGCAGAAAAAGCUGAUGCUGCUGUUACUCCUAGCGUAGACCUAUUUGGGGCAGAUCUCCCUACUAUCUCUCGCGGGCCCUCUCCUUUGCCUCCCGAGGCCAAUGCUGAUGAAGACCUCUUGUCUGGUGUGACUGAUGCAUUCUCUGCUAUGGCUCCAGCACCAGCAGUGGCUCCAACUCCAGCUCAAGCCCCGGCACCAGCUCCAGCUCCUGCCCCUGCAACGGUCUCUCCUCCCAAACCUGAGCCCUCUGCACCUGCACCUGUCAUUGAUCUGCUGGACACAUUCAGUUGUCCUGCUCUGUUGGACGCUACGCCCGCUGCCCCCGGGGGACCAGGAGAGGAUCUGUUGGGUGGACUGAUGUCUCCUAGCCUGGCUCCCACGGCAGCCCCUGCUCCUUUGGCCCCCGCUUUGGCCCCGGCCCUCGCCCCUACCCUGGCUCCUGUCUCAGCCCAGAAUGACUUGCUGGAGUGUGGCUUCGACACCCUCGGCUCCCUACCCCCACUAAUGCCCGCCACACCAGCAGCUGCAGACACAGUGCCGGCCGCAGCAGCACCCUCUGGUGGCUUUGAUGCAUCAGUGUUUGGCGGAUUAGGGGACAUACUGAUGCCAGCCAUAACACCCCAGUCCACUGGGGGUAGUGUGGGCAGCACUGGCAGUGGUGGGGUCAGUACCAGGUUUACACCCGCGGUCGGGGUUGGCAUGACAGGCGCCACAGCUAUUAAACGGCCAUCCAUCGGGGGGGACUUGGACUCCUCCCUGGCAAACCUGGUUGGAGAUCUGGGGAUUCAGAAAAAGGACCACCAGUGGAAUGAGAAGAAGCUGACAGGAGGAUCUAACUGGACCCCCCAGGUAGCCCCUCCCAGCUGGGGCGCUCCUGGACCUAUGAUGGGUGGCCCCGCCCCUGGAGCCCCUGGUGCCCCUGGAGCCAUCCCUCCGCCCAUGGGAGCACAUCCUGGCUUUAGCAUGGCCUCAGCAGCUGGAUCUGGAGUUCCCAUGAUGCCUCCCAUGAUGAUGGGACAGCCAAUGAUGGGUCAACCCAUGAGACCACCCCUCCCAGGAGCUGCAGCACCAGGGGCACUGCUGUCUUCAGGACCUGCUGCCAACCAGAGCAAAAAACCCAAGGACCCACUGGCAGACCUCAACCUCAAGGACUUAAUGUAAUCCCCCAGCCCAGCUCUUGUUUUUCUGGAGCUGGGCCCUCUGGCCGCUUGUCUUAUUUCGGCGUUCUCUACAACCUGGGACACCAGAGACCCUCCUCAGCUACUCACCCAUAGGAGACCCCCUUCCUCCACCCCACCCCACCCCAUCCCAGCCCCCUGUGUAAUGUUGUAGCACAAACUGUGAAAGUGACACCUUAGUGAGGAAAAAACAAGUGUGUGCUUAACUAGAUGUAACCUUUUGUCUAAACAAAACCACACAAAACAUAUAAAAUAAAAAAUAAAUAAAAAUGUUUAUCAAAGCAAGCCAGAAACCCGAGCGGAAGCUGAAGGCGUAUGUGCUGUUUGUAUUUAGAUCCUUUUUUCCAGUAGUGUUGGCGUGUUGAGUUGAAUGAUGGAUGCGUGUUUGUUCGAUGCCCUCAACUCCACCUUCGGCCCUGCACUGGCCUUCUGAUCACUCAAGAGGGGAGGGGGUUCC